This is a messenger RNA of Colletotrichum godetiae, 2176 nucleotides long. Its product is annotated as eukaryotic translation initiation factor 3 subunit D. Gene Ontology annotation, biological process: translational initiation. Gene Ontology annotation, cellular component: cytoplasm; eukaryotic translation initiation factor 3 complex. Gene Ontology annotation, molecular function: translation initiation factor activity. The transcript has 3 exons. Lineage: Eukaryota; Fungi; Ascomycota; Sordariomycetes; Glomerellales; Glomerellaceae. Bases 264 to 2009 code for a protein of 581 amino acids. The record is from RefSeq and is a predicted model, not a curated record.
GACAGUCGCCGCCAGGUGACGAAACACAAGACUUUGAAAUUUUGCCCGCUCUGCCCCACAAACUUCACCCCACCAAAUCCGAACGACGAAAAUCAACGGCGAGAGGAGGUGUGCACCACCCAAACCCUUGACGACUUUUCCAUCUUUCAGAAGCCCGAAAGCGCUGCUGCCACCCCCCUUUCCCCUUACCGAGAGACGCACAGCUAGACCGACUUCGAUUUUCGAUUUCGACCUCAAUAGCCAAGGAAGAAAUUAUUUUCAACAUGGCUCAGGAAAUGGACUGGGUCAAGCUCGUCGAGACUUGCCCGGCCGGCGAUGGUUGGGGCCCGCCCGUCACCACCGAGACUACCUUGAACGGUGUCCCCUAUGCGCCCUUCUCCAAGGGCGACAAGCUUGGUCGCAUGGCCGACUGGACCUCCGAGGGCAAGGACAGGGACGGACGCGGCGGCAGACAGCAGUACAACCGUAACUACCGUGACCAACAAGUUUACGGUGCCGGCCACGCCAUCUCCUUCAACGCCCCUCCCGCCGAGGACGAGUCCACCUUCUCCGUCGUUAGCAACACCCGCGACAGCACCAAGACAAGAUUCGGCCGUGGCGCCGUCUUCACCCGCGGCCGCGGCCAGCGUGGAGGUCCCGCCCAGAACGCUCGCGGUGGCCGGACGACUACCACCCGUGGUGGCCAGCAAGGCGGCCGCGGAGGCUACGGAGGAGGCUUCGAACGGGGCGGAAGAGGCGGUGGCCGUGGCGGCCGCCGCUUCGGCUGGAAGGACUACGACAAGCCCGCCCGCAACCGCGACGCUUCUGUUAACAUCAAGGCCGACUGGAAGCUGCUCGAGGAGAUUGACUACAACCGCCUCGCCAAGCUCAACCUGGAUGCCGACGAGGGCGAGGAGAUUGACGCCUACGGCUUCGUCUACAACUACGACCGUUCCUACGACAAGCCCGCCGUCAAGGGCUUCGAGCGCAAGCUCAACGCCAUCGACCGCGCUGCGUACAAUGUCACGACUUCUUCCGAUCCUGUGAUCCAGGAGCUCGCCGACAAGGACGAGGCCUCCAUCUUCGCCACCGACAGCAUCCUCUCCAUGCUCAUGUGCUCCCCGCGGUCCGUCUACCCCUGGGACAUUGUCAUCUCGGUGCAGGGCAACAAGGUCUUCUUCGACAAGCGCGAUAACGCCGCGCUCGACAUGGUCACCGUCAACGAGAACGCCGCCGACUCCCCCAUGGACGCCUCGGACGGCUCCAAGGACAGCCUCAACAUGCCAGGCGCCCUCGCCGAGGAGGCCACUUACAUCAACCACAACUUUGCCAACCAGGUCGUCGUCGAGAGCGAGGGCCAAAAGGUCGAGAUGGCCAACGCCAACCCCUUCUACAACGCCUCCGAGGACACGGACCCGCCGGCCAGCAAGGCCUACAAGUACCGCAAGUUCGACCUCUCCACCAACAGCGAGGAGGACAACUUCUACCUCGUCGUCCGUACCGAGGUCGACGCCGUCCAGAAGAACGCCAUCAGCGGCGACGACCAGCUCGUCACCCUGCACGCGCUCAACGAGUUCGACAACAAGGCCCAGGGCAGCGGUGGCGCCCUCGACUGGCGGACGAAGCUCGUCUCCCAGCGCGGUGCCGUCGUCGCCACGGAGAUGAAGAACAACUCUUGCAAGCUCGCCAGGUGGACGGUACAGAGCAUCCUCGCCCGCGCCGACGUCAUGAAGCUUGGUUUCGUCUCCCGUGCCAACCCCAAGUCCAACGACAAGCACGUCAUCCUCGGCGUCGUCGGCUGGAAGCCGCGCGACUUUGCCAACCAGAUGAACUUGUCCCUGUCCAACGGUUGGGGUAUCGUCCGCACCAUUGCCGACAUGUGUCUCAGACGCGAGCAGGACGGCAAGUACAUCCUCGUCAAGGACCCCAACAAGUCCAUUCUCCGCCUGUACGAGCUCCCCUCUGGCGGCCUCGACGGUGACGACGAGGCGGAGGAGGUGCCUGAGGCGGGUGAGGGUGAUGAGGAGUAAGCGGUUACUCCACGCGAAGAGCAAGGGCUCGUUUUGCUCGAAAUGAACAUGAGCAACCACAUUACACACACACACAAUCCUCCAUCUUCAGUGACUUUAUCUGAAGAUUUGAACACAAACUCGAAGCAUUUAGCUGAGAGCAAGGGGGUGAAACCAGAGAGAGAGAG